AUGAGACCGCCGUUGGCGAAGACUCUGGCUGCUUGCAAGCACCUCGUCCUAACGGACAGGGCUGUACGUCGCUGGAUUGGGUUACCGUUCAGCACUACUAGUAUGUUAGCCAAACGCGGCGGAACUUGUUGUUUCGCACGCAGCAGAUCGAUCGCGACUUCAACGACAUCAAGGGGGGGCAAGGGGGGUGCACCAGAAGACGGCGAGCGCGGCAGCGCGGAAUUUUGGGUCCACGAUAUCGCUGACCUGAACAAGGACAUAUCUGGCUUUGUGGGGGACUUGGGCGAUCCAGACUUCGAUACCACCCCUAGCCCUCCUCCUGCUCGUGCCGUCUCAGGGUCCCGGCGGAAUGCCCAAGCCGAGAGAGAAGACACCCCGGCUGCGUUUCAAGAAUCGCAAACCCGGCUCACGUUGGCUGAUCACCCCGGAAAAGUCGAGGGGCUCGCCGGAGAGCGCGACGAAGAAAUCCCCAUGGAUGAUGACUGGUCCACGUCGUUUGUCAAAGGGUACCUGGAGGCCGUAGAGCGAAAGAGCUCAAGUGGGUCAAGAGCAAGAAGGUCCGUCCUGGUGCUAAACGGACCGGCGUGUUUUAUCGCUGGGACUCUAGCCAGCACCGGAGAACCGCGGGGAGCGGUUGCGAGUUCAAUGGAGGACGCCGCCCAAGAGUUCAACCUAUCGCUGACUGUCUGCACUUCGAACCGAGAAGAUGAGCUGUUGGACCGACUUUGCGAGGGGGGCUACGACGCUGUCGUCUACAACCCCUCCGGGUUCAGCAACCAGGGGUUGCGAGUGGUGGUCCCAACCGCCGCCCCAACUCACCAGAUGAUGACGGACGCAUCUCCUGCAUCAAACAGUUCAGGCAACGCCGCUCACACCGAACCAGCCGAGGACGGUUUCCCACAAUCGCAACAAUCACGGGUUGAUGAUCCGCGACAUAAAACGUGGCAUGACAACGUCCCGCGACACAGCGGGAGCGGGAGCGCCCUAGAGUACGGUCUAGAGCGAGCGGGAUGCCCCGUCGUAAUCAUUUCACCUGGACGAGAUGGAAAUCUGGGGGCAAACAUGCUGCAAUCCACCAGCCGUGGACCUGAUGUGGACCUCGGGUGUCGGUCGGAGCGAGGAGCGGAAGGAAUAAUUGCAGGCUUCUCGGGGGCUGUUUCUUACCGAUUGGCGAUGGCGGCAGUAUCGAGCGUAUUGGAUGGAUUCCGAUAGUACUGCCGUGAUACCUCCCACGCUACCUUCGUAUAGACCUUAGAGGGGCGUCUGCUGCCUGACUAGCAAUGAAGGAGGUGUUGCGCUAAAACCGCACCCGCUUCCCAGUUUUUCCCUCUAAGCCAAGGAUUCUGCGGUUGCGCUUCGUCUUUCACCGGAGGCGGUGUUCGGCAACAUUGAUUUGGUCC
Molecule: messenger RNA, 1400 nt
Organism: Ectocarpus sp. CCAP 1310/34
Lineage: Eukaryota; Phaeophyceae; Ectocarpales; Ectocarpaceae
Source: the annotation of a GenBank genome assembly